GAAAUAAUGGAUAUCUCCCCAACCACUUCGAUGCUGUUGGUUUUCGUCAUCACAUUCCUCGUGGUUUGGAUGUGGAGAAGAAAAGAGAAGCCGAGAGGAAACCUUCCACCCAACGAAUGGUUCCCCUUCAGUGAGUUCUUAGGUGUGUUUGCGGAGCUGGAUGUAUUUUUAAAGAAUAUGCCGAAGAGCAAAUCUCUGUCAUAUUUCUGCAAUAAAUUUACGGGAGAUAAAGUCUUCAUAUUUAACAGCCACGAGCUCAUCCACAAAGCUUUCGUCAAGAAAGGGCAUUUAUUCCUUGGAAGACCAGGUCCUUUUUUAUGGGAGGAAUGGGCUACACGGAAUGGUGUGGUCCAUGGCAUCGCCAAUGCUACAGGUGAGCUGUGGAAACAACAGCGGAGAUUUGCCCUGAUGACUUUACGUGACUUUGGACUGGGGAAGACCUCCAUCGCGGAGACUAUCCAGGAUGAGAUAGGAUAUCUUCUUGACGAGUUCCAGAAAUAUGACGACAAGGCCGUAGAUCCGCAGUAUCUUUUGAUGCCUGCCAUAUCAAACGUUACCAUCUCCCUUGUGUUUGGAGAUAGAUUUCAAUUCGAUGAUCCAAAAUUCCAACAGAUUCUGAAGAACAUUGGAGAACAGUUUAGAUAUAUAAUGCGGGCACAAAUAACACUCACGUAUCCGAUUUUGAAGUACGUUCCUGGAGACCCAUUUAAAGUCCACUACUCUCUUAAAUGCCUGGAAAUUACACGAAAAUUCCUCCAAGAGAGAAUCCAGAAACAUAUGGCAGAAUACGACCCGGAUAACAUACAGUGUUUCACGGAUGCCUACAUCAAGGUUUUAAAGGCUGAGAAAGACAAAGAGGGAACGUAUUUUACUGAAUUCCAAUUGUUGACGAUAUUAGAAGAGCUGUUUACAGCUGGAACGGACACCACGGUGACCACUCUCAGAUGGGGACUGCUCUUGUUGAUUCUGAAUCCAGACGUGCAGGAGAAGGUUCACGAUGAACUUGACAGUGUGAUAGGUUCCCGCCGUGUCUCCAUGGAAGACCGUGCCUCCUUGCCCUAUACGGAGGCCACACUGCUGGAGAUACAGCGCCUUGGGUGUGUCGUUCCAAUGGCGGGACACAGUAACACGGAGGAUGUAGAGAUGAUGGGAUAUACCAUCCCCGCAGGUUCAAACAUAACGGCAAAUUUUCUACGUGUCUUUCAUGAUGAGUCAUUUUGGAACAACCCAAACAAGUUUGAUCCAACAAGGUUUCUGGACGAGAGUGGGAAGUUGGGGAAAAUUCCAGAUUGCUUGACACCAUUCUCUCUUGGCGGUCGUGUGUGUCUCGGAGAGUCCCUUGCAAAGAUGGAACUGUUCCUGUUCUUCACCAACUUGCUUCAGCAGUUCUCGUUUAAAAUACCCACCGGGGAAGAGAAACCGAGCCUCAAGGCUCGUAUUGCCCUCUUGCGAUAUCCACUUCCUUUUAAGGUUGAAGUGCACAAAAGGCACUAAACUUCCACGUCUUCUUCAGUGAAUGACACAAUGCAUGGCAUUGAUGUAACUCUCAAAAGACAAAUGCAGAAACUAAAUGUUAAUGCUUAUGGUGAAACAAAGUUUUGACUGAUAUUUUAGAUCAUUUGUAAUCGAUAUCUCCAUUCUUGUAAUUUGUCAAAUUAAUUUAAGCUUCGUCUUCACUUUUAAGUACAUAGCCUAUAUAGCAUUUAUUAUUUUAAUGUGACAUGUGAAUAUAUAUAAAUAUGUAUGUCACCGGCCAAAUGGGCCUACAAUUAAGUCAUCGAACUUUGCACAUUUAUCAAAAACAUGAAAUUAAGGUUACAAGUUAUAACAAGAUCAAACCCGGUUAGAUAUAUGGCAUAAUAGUAAAUCUCAGUAGUAAUUGCUGAAAAUUUGUUUUCAGCAGGGUGGU
Lingula anatina is the source of this 1909-nucleotide messenger RNA. Its product is annotated as cytochrome P450 2U1. Gene Ontology annotation, biological process: xenobiotic metabolic process. The record is from RefSeq and is a predicted model, not a curated record. Gene Ontology annotation, molecular function: oxidoreductase activity, acting on paired donors, with incorporation or reduction of molecular oxygen, reduced flavin or flavoprotein as one donor, and incorporation of one atom of oxygen; steroid hydroxylase activity; iron ion binding. Gene Ontology annotation, cellular component: intracellular membrane-bounded organelle; cytoplasm. Lineage: Eukaryota; Metazoa; Brachiopoda; Lingulata; Lingulida; Lingulidae.